CUUCAUUAUAUGGCAAUUUAAAAUAUUUCUAUACUUCUUGGAUUUUUUGUACUUAAACUAAAGGCAAUUAAUUUAUAAGCAAUGUGUAAGGCGUACAUAUCUUCGGUAAUCUUGGUCAUAUCGCUGGUGCUGGCCACAGUGGCGUCGGGUCGCUUCCUUGCAGACACAGAAGACAACAGAGACAAACGGCAAAUAGGGGACUUGCGAGCGGCGGAAUAUUUAGCAAGAAUUACGCUUGACAAAAACAAAAUGUUGCGCUAUCUUCAAUUACCUUCGCAUUGCGCAGAGCUAGCGUGUGGACUGGUUGAUGUUUUUGAAAGGUUGGAGAAGCGGACGAUGUCAGACCAGCGGCUGGCGGAGCUUCAGGCCCUCAUCGCCCUCGGGAACGGCCAAUACACACCCGUUGGGCACGGGCAGAUUGAUCCCUGGAGAAUUGGUAAGCGACGCAAGCGUUCAGUGGACAUGGUGUUGAGCGGCCUGACGGAGCCCCAGCGCUUCCGGCUUCUGGACAUCCUCAUGUCGCGGUCUGAGGACCAACUUACCUUGUAACCGAGGCUCACAGGUGUUCGUUUGUAUGUGUUUUGUUCCGUCCUCCAAGAAAACGUAACAUCGUAAUAACCCACGGGCCGCCCGACCCAUGAGAGAAAAGACGAAUGAUGUCAGUGCAAGAACAUUGUAGUUAACGUGUUAUCAGUGCAAUAAUUAAACUUUGAACCUUAAUGUAACAUCCUUAAUAAAUCUGUGUGGCCGGGCAAAUAUACAUUCCAUCUAUUUCUGAGAAAAUCAUCUUCAAUAUAAGAAACUAUCAUAACAGGUGCGGACCGCGCCAAUGAUUUUUAACUUUCGAUUUCUUCAAUUAAGAACAAUUAAUGAAAGUGAUAGUAACGAUCUGCAAUAGAAACGAUGAUAUAUUUAUGUGGCAAUGUAAAUUGAAAUAAUAAAUUAUGUAGAGCUAGUAACAUAUAUUAUUAUCCAUACUAUUAGAUUUUGUUUAGUUUGCGAUCUGACAGAUUUUGAAAUAAAUGCUAAGAACUGA
Messenger RNA from Mya arenaria, 1036 nucleotides. RefSeq lists its product as uncharacterized. The transcript is spliced from 6 exons. The record is from RefSeq and is a predicted model, not a curated record. Bases 82 to 549 code for a protein of 155 amino acids. Lineage: Eukaryota; Metazoa; Mollusca; Bivalvia; Myida; Myidae.